Messenger RNA from Australozyma saopauloensis, 2643 nucleotides. RefSeq names its product putative Mg(2+) transporter (gene MNR2). The transcript has a single exon. Gene Ontology annotation, molecular function: magnesium ion transmembrane transporter activity. The record is from RefSeq and is a predicted model, not a curated record. The coding region runs from base 1 to 2643 and encodes 880 amino acids. Gene Ontology annotation, biological process: magnesium ion transmembrane transport; intracellular magnesium ion homeostasis. Gene Ontology annotation, cellular component: fungal-type vacuole membrane. Lineage: Eukaryota; Fungi; Ascomycota; Pichiomycetes; Serinales; Metschnikowiaceae.
AUGGCGAAGAAAAGCAGAUCAAAGAACAAGAGGAAGCCACAUAGACCCCUGUUGAAAUCGGCCCACGGCAGCCUGGUUCUGGAUGGCAGACGCCAUAACGCGACCGAUCAACCAUCUCCAUUUAGUGGACCGGCCAUUCCUUCCGUCACAGAGCUGUACUUUCCAGGAUCCGUCAACGGCCAAGGAUCAGAACAUCAAUACAAUUCACAGGCGCCACUCACGAACAGAAAUUUACAGACGCUCCUUGAACAGAGCGGACAGAACGGCGGGCGCGAUAGACCGAUUGCGUUGGAUGUAGACCACUACACGCGCGAUGUGAAUGAGUUUGGCGUGCAGCACGAACAUGAUAACUAUAGUGAGUUUUCGGGCCAAUCCAACAAGCUGCUGCUUGAAUUCGGCGAGCUGAACCCUUCACUGGACCAUCUGAGUGACCUGACGUCAUUGGACGAUGUGUGUUUCCCUGAUUACUACGACCACAGGAUAGAUGAUGAUAGCUCCGAUAGACCCUAUGUAUGGCCCGAUUUGCUGGUUUUGCAGGAGUACAUCGCCGAGGAGAUCGAAGACUUGCAAGCCGAAAUGAAGGAAGAUGCCGAAACGUUUCAGGCUGUAAAUUUCAGAGUCCCAGUGGCGCGCCAUGUAGGCUCAUCUCAGAUACCAGUGCAGAGUGUGGAUCCUACCCAAGUUCUGCCAGUAUCCGAGGGCACUCCACUCUUACAACUGAUUCGUGUCGACGAAGAAAGCCUGUUGCGGCUGGGAUCACUGUCGCUUCGCUUCCGUCCGAAACAGAUCCACCCAUGGCAAAAGAGCCAGGAACAGGUCACUACCAUCCUCAACAACCCCAACCAGCGCAAAUCGGAGCGCUUGUGUCGUUUCACAUAUUUCCGUGAAGACUUCGAAGGCACCAUCCACUCACCAACCCUUUCUGGUUUGGUAAGUUCCGAUCUACAACAAGUUGAUCGGGAGCAAUUACUGUCAUCUUUGAAUCAUCUUUUCGGUCAGUACCAUACCAAAACUGGCUUAGCAUCUAGGAGCUCAUCGGCAGACCUCAGUGGCCAGAGUAAAAAGGUUAAUACAGCUCAGACUGCUGCUUCAUCUAAUACUCAUUUGCAACCACCCACGCCCUCAGCCAUCAAACUCUCUCCCCCCAAUGCCAAUACUUCAUCCACAGCACCUUCCACAAGCAAUGGGCAUCAUGGUCAUAGAUCUCCUUUCUGGUUAGAUAUCCUUGACCCGCUGGAGGAAGAAAUGAAGGUCAUUUCGAAGACAUUUGGUCUUCACCCGCUCACAACCGAGGAUAUUUUCUUGAGUGAGGCAAGAGAAAAAGUCGAGCUAUUCAAACUGUACUAUCUCCUUUGUUUCACCUCUUUCGAUGUGGUUUACGAAAGACGGAAACAACGAGCCAUGGAGCAUGAGAAGAAGAUCAACAAAAUCCUGGAAUAUUCUAAAGAUGAGAACCACGAACUGCGCUUCAAUUACUUAAGAAAACUUUUCGGUAAACUGAGCGAUAACUCAUCAAAGAAAUCAUCUAAAAAUUCCAAGAGUCUGUCGACAAUUUCUAAGAGGGGAAAAGUUCGUAGCGGCGAGCUUUGCCCAUUGAACAUGUACAUGAUUGUCUUCAAACAUGGUGUCUUGACCUUUCACUUUAGUGCCACUCCUCAUCCUAUCAAUGUGCGUCGUAGAAUUCGGAUGCUUAAGGAUCACUUGACUGUUUCAUCAGACUGGAUCUGUUAUGGCUUAAUUGACGACAUCACCGACUCUUUCGCACCAUUGGUUGAUAGCAUUGAGCAAGAGGUAUAUUUGAUUGAAGAUCAAAUUAUGAAGCUCAACUCGAGCCAUGAUUCUGAUUCUGAUACCGAUUCUGAUCCCGAUACCGACUCAGAAGUUAGUCUGAUCGAUCACCGUAGAGCAAAACAGGGUGCAAAUAAUGUGUUCUAUCGUCGACAGAGAUCCAAGUCUAUCGUGGAAGUUCCAGGAGAGAGCAAGAUCUCAUGGCGUCCUACUCAUCGUGGUUCCCGGUCAGAUUAUGCGAUGAGCGACUCUAAAAGAAGCCAUGGAACCAAGUCCAAUACAACUACUACUACAAGGUCUACUCUGUCAGGUAUUGUUGCCUGGAAGAGAAAGGGAGACAUGUUGCGGAGAAUUGGUGAGUGUAGGAAGAGAGUUAUGUCUGUCAUGAGACUCUUGGGUACCAAGGCGGACGUCAUCAAAGGAUUCAGUAAACGUUUUUCUGAGAACGAGUCCUUGGUGAGUCUUCCAGCAGACUCGCGCAGUUUCCCAGUGAGACAGUCUCUGAGACAGGAGAUCUUGAUGUACUUGGGAGACAUUCAGGAUCACAUUGUCACCAUGGUGCAAUCGCUCAAUCACUAUGAGAAACUACUUGCGCGGUCGCAUUCCAACUACUUGGCUAUCAUCAACAUCGAUAUGACCAAGAUUAAUAAUGAUACUAACGACAUCUUGGGUAAGGUGACUAUUUUGGGUACUAUUCUUCUUCCUAUCAAUGUUGUGACCGGUUUAUGGGGUAUGAACUGUAUCGUUCCUGGCCAAGAGCAUCCUGGCCUCGUGUGGUUCUACGGUAUUUUGUUGGGUAUCACGGUGUUCAGUAUCAUCUCGUACAUCUACGCCAGAAGAGUCACAGGCUUGUAA